Castor canadensis (American beaver) is the source of this 594-nucleotide messenger RNA. The record is from RefSeq and is a predicted model, not a curated record. Lineage: Eukaryota; Metazoa; Chordata; Mammalia; Rodentia; Castoridae.
AUGAGUGAAACAUGGAGGAAGGAAAUGUUCCAGGCAUGGUCUGUCACUCUGGAUCCAGACUCUGCUCACUCAGAUCUUGCCAUCUCUCAUGAAAGGACACGCUUGACCUGGAAAGAAAACAUUGGGAACUCCGAUGGCCUCUUUAGUGUGCUGGGCCUUAAGGGCAUCACAUCAGGAAGGUGUCACUGGGAGGUGGAGAUUGAGAAUGGGAACAGCAGCCUAUGGACUCUCACCAGCAAAGGCUGGUACACAGAGUGCCCGGAGAAGGGGUUUAGGGUUGUGGGGCGGUUUGCAGAUGGAUAUUGUGCCUGUAUGGAACCUAAGACUCCCUUAUCCCUUAGGCAGGAUCCCUGCAGGGUGGGUGUUUUCCUGGAUUACAGUGAAGGUGAUGGCUCCUUCUAUAACAUGACUGAUGGGUCCCACAUUUUCUCCUUCUCUGAGGUUUCAUUCUGUGGGGUUCUCUUUCCAUACUUCAGUUUUGGGGCUGGAGAUGUGUCUCUGACCAUCUGUUCCAUGCCGGAGGCUGUGUCUCCAUGGCAUCUACCACUGUGGUUCUUUGUGGGACUGCAGAUUCCCUGUGGCAAAAGCAUCUGA